Nasonia vitripennis (jewel wasp) is the source of this 1912-nucleotide messenger RNA. RefSeq lists its product as uncharacterized. The coding region runs from base 77 to 1612 and encodes 511 amino acids. NCBI's taxonomy places the organism in Eukaryota, Metazoa, Arthropoda, Insecta, Hymenoptera, Pteromalidae. The transcript is spliced from 2 exons. The record is from RefSeq and is a predicted model, not a curated record.
UCGGCGCGAACCCGUCGGAUCCGUGACAUUUUAUCCGGCGAUAAUCAAAACCGAGAGUUGCUAAAAGUUUCCGAACAUGUUCUCGAGUUACGGAGGCAUCUCCUCGCGCUCCAAGUCCACGACGGACAUCUUCCGAGCGUCCUCGGCGGAGCUGGACGACGCCUCGUAUCCGCCGGCCGACCAGAGUUACGCGCGCUACCGCAAAAACACCGACCCCGCCGCGCUCGCGAACGGCCCUCGACGUCGCGUCGUCGCAGCUCCGGUUCCGCCCCGGCGCUCGAGCAGCAGCUUGACCGUCAACCUGGAGCCCGAAGCUGCGGAUCUGAGAUCGCAGCCGAGCGAGGAGGAGGGCGAGUCCAGCCACGACAGCGUCCUGCCCACUCAGCUGAGCCAGAGCCCGGGCUCGAAGAACUUCGUGAAGAGGCUCGUGGCGACGCUCGAGCGGAGGCAGAGGGAACAGCAGCUGGCCGCGAUCGGACCCAGGAGCGACGCGGACGCGACUAACAACGAGCUGCUGUACAGGAAGAGCGCCAGGAAGACGGUGCCCAGCGGCUCGAGGAAGCAGGAGCUGCUCGACCGAGAGCAGGCCUGCGUCGCGACCUGCAGACUCCCGGCGACGACUCAGCUGGAAGACCUGCAGGAGCGCGACGAGGACGCGGACGAGGAGUGGCGCGACUCGGCCGACCUGGCCCCCCAGUUCUGGGAGCAAGAGCUGACGAGCAGCCUCGGCCUGCCCAUCCACGUAAUCGAGAGGAAGAGCGACGGCAACAACGACAACAACGACCGAAAGUCCAGGACGGUCAAGCGCACGAUCAAGAGCGUCUUCUCCUCGAUCAUCAACUGGAAGAACUCCAAGAGCCUGCCCAAGGGCUCCCGCGAGUACUACGCCGCCAGGGAGAGCCUGGGCGAGGAGAUGCGGGCCUUCAGGCGCGACACCAUGCCGAGGCUAAUCGAGCGCGCGACCGGCAAGGGCAAACUCGAUCGGAACUGGCGAGGAACCGCCGCGCCGACGAGGAGGGACGAUGAUCAGCGCGAGUUCUCCCAGCUCAUCGGCUGCAGUCCCGGUAAUGAGAGCAGCCCGAUAGCAGCCGACGCGGAGCCGCCGAGCACCGCCACCAUACACCCGGUCUACGGAAGCUGCAGCGCCGGCCAUCAGAGGCGCUCCUGGCACAAGCAGGACCUCCCGUCGGACCAUCACUCGGACGCGGAGACGAGCAAGCCCGAGCUCCUCUACGGCUCCAUCAAGGUUCAGCCUCCGACGCCACCGCCUCGUGCCAGCCAGCAGCUGCUGCGGCCGUCCAAGGUUAGGGACCUGCAGAAGCGCAUCUCCCGCGAGUCCUUCUCUCAAGUUCAGCUGCGCCGACCGUCGCCUGCCAGCAGCAGCAGCAGCAGCAGCAGCAGCAGCGACAAGCGCAACUCGAUCGUCUACGACGUGCCUCAAUCCAACCGCAGAGUCGAGUCGGCCGAGGACUGCACUGUACUGGUGGAACGCGAGCGAGUACCGGGAUACAUCAGUCGCAGCACGCCCCCCGAGUACGAGAACGUCAGCGGCAUUAUCGGCGCGCACAAUGACGAUAAGCGGCUCCACUGCACCGCUUUCACGACCUUUUAGUUUUUAGCCCGCAGUCUGAAUCUUUUUGACAAAUCGACCAACGACUGCUCUGGAUAUUAUAACCUCUUGUGAUUAUUUCUGCGUGCUUUGAUAUGAACUUUUCAAAAUAAUACACUGCUACUGCGCAUAUUGACGAAAUUCCAUUGGAUAUAUACUUAAGCUAUCAUAUAUUAUUUUGCCUUUCUUGCUUGAAUAUGUAAAUUUUUGCUCAUUAUUCGCUAGCUUCGGUAGUUUUAAUCGAUCGUUAUUCGACUGUACAUAAUUACGCAAAGACAACAAUAAAUAACCUUUCUCAUUAAA